This is a messenger RNA of Drosophila gunungcola (fruit fly), 1797 nucleotides long. RefSeq lists its product as uncharacterized. Bases 1 to 1797 code for a protein of 598 amino acids. The record is from RefSeq and is a predicted model, not a curated record. NCBI's taxonomy places the organism in Eukaryota, Metazoa, Arthropoda, Insecta, Diptera, Drosophilidae. The transcript has a single exon.
AUGGCUCUGGCAUGGCUUGUCAUUUUUCUCAGCUGCUUUAGCCAGUUGAGUGCCCAGUUUUUCAAUAACACUCUUCCCAAAGAUAUUGAGUUACAGGAGAGGUUACUACGAGUACUAUUACGACUUAAUUUGGAAGAAGAGUUCAAUACUGUGCUGGUCUACGGAGAAGAAUGUCUGUUCCACUUAUUGCUGAGACACUUGGGAGUACCCACAAUACUUGUGGCUUCGGGAAGCACAAAUUACGAUUGGAGUUUCAGCACCUCGACCCUAAUACUAGCUUGUAAAUCUGAUGCGGAGAACGAGGAGAAUUCCAAAACCCUACUGAAGUUGCAAAUAAACAGAAGGCUUAUUUAUGUGCAAAAUAAUACUCCCCCUGAAUCUGUUUGCAACAAAUACGCCCUCAAGGAGCAACAUAACAUUGCCAUGGUCAAGUCUAACUUUGUGCAGUCGGAUAUCAUUUACUCCUGUCGCUACUUUCAGACACCCAACUAUGAAGAGAAACGCUUCUUUGAGCAUCAACCCAUCUAUAUUGAGAACUUUCUGAAUAUGCUUGGAUCUGCCAUAAGAACUGUGCCGGACCUUUUGGUGCCGCGAACUAUGGUUUAUCGGGAUAAGAAGACAGGCGAGACUAAAAUGCAGGGUUACCUGGCCAACUUGAUAAUUACCUACGCGCAGAAACUGAACGCCAGUCUGGAGAUUGUAAACAUAACUGAGCUGGGCGUCGAGAAGGCCAGUGUUUUGGACAUUACAAACUGGGCUAAGGAGGAUAAGCUCGACAUUGGCACCGCCUUGUCCAGUUCCUUGCAGUUCAAGAGCUUGGAUGUCGUGUGGUAUCCCUACUUGCUAACCGGCUACUGUCUGAUGGUUCCAGUGCCCGCCAAGCUGCCCUACAACCUGGUCUAUUCGAUGAUUGUGGAUCCGGUGGUGCUCAGCAUUAUCUUUGUGAUGUUGUGCGUGUUCUCGAUUCUGAUUACUUACACCCAAAACCUUUCGUGGCGCAACCUCACUCUGGCCAACGUCCUGCUGAAUGACAAAAGUAUCCGUGGUCUCUUGGGUCAAUCGUUUCCGUUUCCCCCGAACCCAAGCAAACACCUCAAGCUGAUCAUCUUUGUGCUGUGCUUCGCCAGCGUUAUGAUCACCACCAUGUACGAGGCCUAUUUGCAAUCCUAUUUCACCCGUCCGCCGUCUGAGCCAUAUAUUCGUUCCUUCCGGGACAUUGGCAACUUUUCGCAUCGCAUGGCAAUUAGCAGGGUGGAGGUGAAUGUGCUUACCUCGCUAAACAACUCGCAUUUUCGGGAAAUAAAGAAGGACCAGCUGCUAAUCUACGAAGACUGGUCGGAGUACCUAGGGCUGCGUGACUCCUUCAACACGAGUCUCAUCUUUCCGGUGUCCGUGGACCGCUGGACCACCUACGAAGAGCAACAGAAGCUCUUUGCGGAACCUGCCUUCUAUCUGGCCACCGACCUCUGCUUCAACCGCCUCAUGUUCUUUAGUCCCCCGAUGCGGCGGCACUUGCCACAUCGCCACCUCUUCGAUGCACACAUGAUGCGACAGCAUGAGUUUGGCAUGGUGGGGUUCUGGAAGAGACAGAGCUUCCUUGUGAUGGUUCAGCUGGGCCUGGGAUCCCUGAAGGACCUAAGUCACAAGAGGGACAUUGCGGAGAGUCUUUUGCUGGACGAUAUCUCCUGGAUACUGAAGCUUUAUCUGGGAGCCAUGGCUCUGAGUGUUUGCUGCUUCGUAUUGGAGCUAUCGCGAUGCAGUGAGAGGUGGAGUCGUUUUUGGAGACCUAGAAGGUGA